AAGCUACCGUGGAAGACAGGCACAUUUGGUCUCUCGACUCAAGCGUAGCCAGAACAAUCAUGCUGAAGCUCGCAGUCUUCCUCGGCCUCGUGGCCUCCUGCUUCGGCGGAUACGUCGGUGGCUACGGCCUCGGCUACGGCCAUGGCCUCGGCUACGGUGUCGGCUACGGCGUUGGACACUAUGGCCUCGGCUACGGACUCGGCUAUGGCUACGGUCACGGUCUCGGCUACGGUCUUGGCUAUGGCUACACUGGCCUUGGCCACGUCUUUGGAGGAGCCGUCGCCGCCGCCCCGGCCGCCGUUGUCCACCACGCCCCUGCUGCCGUCGUCCACCAUGCGCCCGCCGUGGUUGCCGCUCCAGUAGCGGUCGCUCGGCCCGUAGUCCACGCCGUCGCCGCUCCCGUCGCCGUUGCCCGCCCCGUAGUGGCCGUUGCCCGCCCCGUUGUUCACGCUGCUCCGGUCGCCGUGGCCCGCACCGUUGUUCACGCUGCUCCGGUCGCCGUGGCCCGCCCCGUCGUUCACGCCGCACCCGUGGCUGUGGCCGCUCCUGCCGUGGCCGUCCACCACGCCCCAGCGGUCGUUGCUGCCCCAGCCGUUGCCACCGUCGCUGCCGCUCCCGCAGUGGCUGUCGGGGGCUAUGGCCUCGGCUAUGGACAUGGCCUGAGCUUGGGUCUCGGAUACCACGGACUCGGCUAUGGUCUCGGCUACGGCUACAGCCUUGGUGGUUUCAACUACGGCCUCGGCGGACACGCCUACUACCUUCGCAAGAAAUAAACUACUGGAAUGACCUAAUGCCGUGGAAUUCAGUCGCCGGGCUGCCGAAAGUCUUGAAGAUUUCGGCAGUUCCAUCAGAACCGGCAUCCACCAGCAAGACAGAAAUUCUCCCAAGUCUUGAGGUGUCGCAAACCGUCCGGGAGAGCGGCCAUGACUCACAACGCGCGCCUUUCAAAUGUAAAAAAUGUUCUCAUGCCAACGUGCACGUCUACGCUCUGGUUGUAAAAUUUUCUCUUGUAUUCUUCUUUAUUUUUUCACGCAAAUACAACCAGAGUUUCGUCGGAUUCUGCACACCAA
Messenger RNA from Rhipicephalus microplus (southern cattle tick), 1070 nucleotides. RefSeq lists its product as uncharacterized. The record is from RefSeq and is a predicted model, not a curated record. Lineage: Eukaryota; Metazoa; Arthropoda; Arachnida; Ixodida; Ixodidae.